Clavispora lusitaniae ATCC 42720 is the source of this 1410-nucleotide messenger RNA. It is a transcript of the gene TOS1, whose product is annotated as Tos1p. NCBI's taxonomy places the organism in Eukaryota, Fungi, Ascomycota, Pichiomycetes, Serinales, Metschnikowiaceae. Gene Ontology annotation, cellular component: fungal-type cell wall. The record is from RefSeq and is a predicted model, not a curated record.
AUGAAGUUUUCUAGCUUAUUGGCGGUUGCGUCCGCCUUGAUGGCCGGCGCCAAUGCCCAAAACUGCGACUACAUUGGCGGCAACUACUACUGUAACGAGGUGUCGAAAAUCGUCUACGAAAACGUCGGUUUUUCGGGCUCUUACAACAGAGUCACCUCCAUGGACGAGUCCACCGGCAAGUGUUCGUCGGAGUCCCAAUCCUUCUCCGGCCCCUUGUCGCCUCUUGACGAGGAGUUGUCGCUCCAUUUCAGAGGUCCCUUGAAGUUGUUGCAGUUUGGUGUCUACUACCCUAGCUCCGGCAACGCCAAGAGAGACGACACCGAAGAGUGCACCACCACCCAGCACGUACACCACAAGCAUGUUAAGAGAGCUACUGCCAUGGUCACUCAGACUGUUUACAUCAACCAGAAUGGCGAGACCGUCACCACCACUGCUGCUGUUGCUGCAUCCAGCGCUCCUGCUGUUGUGCCUGAAUACGGUUCCGGUUCGGUUGCUGCCCCAGGCUCUGGCUCUGGCUCUUCUCCUAACGUUGCCAACUCUCCAGCUUCUUCUGCUGCCGCUGCCUCUUCUGGCGCUCCAGCCUCGGCUGCUGCUUCUUCCGGUGCUGCCUCUUCUGGCUCUCCAGCUUCUUCCGCCGCCUCUGCUGCUGCUUCUUCCGGCUCUAACUCCGGUUCUGCUUCUCCAGGUGACUGGACCAGAGUCUCCUACUACACCCCAGGCUCUGCCGACAACUGUACUUUCUUGAACUACUACGGUGGUUCUGGCUCCGGUGUGUGGUCUUCUGCCUUUGGUAACUCGCUCUCUUACGCCAACUCCGACAACUCCGGUGCCUCUUCUUCUCCUGUUGCUUUGAGCGAAGUCACCAUCGACUCCAACACCGAGUUUGUGGUGAUGUCUGGUCUCAAGUGUGGUGACAGCAGCGAACAAGCCGACUGUGGUUUCUACAGAGAGGGUAUUCCUGCUUACCACGGAUGGAACGGUCAAGAGAAGCUUUUUGUUUUCGAGUUCGAGAUGCCUUCUUCCUCUGCCACCGGCUUCAACGGUGACAUGCCAGCUGUCUGGAUGUUGAACGCUCAAAUCCCAAGAACCUUGCAAUACGGUGACGCUUCGUGCUCUUGUUGGGACACUGGUUGCGGUGAGUUCGACUUGUUCGAGAUUCUUUCUACUGGUUCCGACAAGUGUAUCUCUCACUUGCAUGACAAGCAAGGUGCUGUCAACGGUUACGGUGGAGGUGGUUCUUCCGACUACUUCAGCAGACCAACCUCUGGCUCGCUCAAGGCCGCUGUUAUCUUCACUGAACUGGCUAUCCACAUUCAAACCGUCGAUGAAGACUUUGGCUCUGUCUUGUCUUCUGACACUGUGCAAAACUGGCUCGACCAGACCGGCUCUGUUGUCACCCUCUCUUCGUGA